Molecule: messenger RNA, 1229 nt
Organism: Periconia digitata
Lineage: Eukaryota; Fungi; Ascomycota; Dothideomycetes; Pleosporales; Periconiaceae
Source: the annotation of a GenBank genome assembly
UCUAGUACACGUUCUCUGCAUGCACAAAAUUACUCAACAUCCAGACUCACGGAUCCAACCCAUCAACAAAUCCGAAUCUAUUGGCAAAAAGAAGACAUUCACCUCUCUUCUACAGAGAAGACCAUAAAUACAUCAAAGAACAACUCAAUCAACGCACCAAAACAUCAAUCACAAGCCACCCCCGAAAUAUGUCUCUGCCCACCAUCGACAUCUCGCCCUUCCUGAACCCUUCCUCAACCGCAGCGUCACGCAAACAAACAGCCCAGGCAAUAAACACAGCCUGCACACAAUAUGGAUUCUUCUACCUAACAAACCACGGCAUCCCCACCGCAACCCAAGACCACAUCAUCUCCCUCGCACGCUCUUUCUUCGCCCUCCCACUCUCCCAGAAACUCCAGAUCAAGCGCCACGACGCCGGCGGACCUGAAGGCGGCGAUGGUGCAAGGGGGUAUCAGCCCAUGGGUGACAACGUCACUGCCGGACGGAGAGAUAUGCAUGAGGCGGUUGAUUGGUACCGAGAGUGGGAUCACGCAGCCAAGACAGAAGGGAGCGGUGGAAAAGGAACGUCUGCGCCACUUCAAGGUACAAAUCUCUGGCCGAGCGAGCCUACAGAUCUAAAAGACGUGUAUGAGGAGUACGUGAAACAAGUGCUGACGGUUGGGGAAGCGGUUGUCAGGGCCAUGGGCGUCGCUAUCGCACUGCUAUGCAACGGGGAAGGGGAGGUGGAUGACGAGGUUUUUGUGAAGAGCACCGAUAUGUCGUUUUGGGUUAUGCGCAUGAUUGGGUAUCCGAAACUCUCUUCUUCUGUUGCGCCUUCGGAAUCUGGAAGUACGGCUGCGGACAUGGAAAAUGAGUUUUCAUGUGGUGAACACACAGACUACGGUUGCAUCACCCUCCUCCUCACGGACCCCACCCCUGGGGCCCUUCAGGUCUUGCAUAAAGAUGGACAGACAUGGAUCAAUGCCGAUCCCAUUCCCGGCGCUUUUGUGGUUAAUAUUGGGGAUAUGAUGGAGCGGUGGACCAACGGGUUGUGGAAGAGCACCAAGCAUCGCGUUAUACACCGCGGCGACGGGUAUAGAGUGUCUGUGCCUUUCUUCUAUGAGCCGAAUUUCGAUGCUGUCGUGGAGCCGCUUGGGGCGUGUGUGAGGAAGAGUGGGAGGGAGCCUGUUCAUCAAGGGAGUACGUAUGGGGAGCAUUUGUUGGGGAAGGUGCUGAGUAACUUUUAUUGA